Messenger RNA from Ramularia collo-cygni, 624 nucleotides. RefSeq lists its product as uncharacterized. NCBI's taxonomy places the organism in Eukaryota, Fungi, Ascomycota, Dothideomycetes, Mycosphaerellales, Mycosphaerellaceae. The transcript has a single exon. The record is from RefSeq and is a predicted model, not a curated record. Bases 1 to 624 code for a protein of 207 amino acids.
AUGGCAAGGCACAAUGCCUCCCGCCGUCGGCGGGAGAUCAAGAACCAUCAGCUCGGUGGUCUUCCUGGCUUGCGCCCGAAGGUUCUUCGCGCCACAAAGGCAAUGAUUCGUUACACCGCAGCAGAGCUACGAGAGAUACAUGCGGAGCGACCAGAUGAGAUGCCAUGGCAUGUGAACAAGAUCCUAGAGAUACAAUACAUCAUCACAGGCAAGCCUGCCAGGCAGGCGAGUGCGGAAAAGCAGAUCAAGGAUGCCAAGCUUAAGGCCGGAGCCAGGCAACAUGACCGGCCGCAGUGUCUCCAAUGUGCAAAACUAGCGUAUUGGGACCUCGACUUCUGCGGGAGUUGUCUGGUCGCGGAGGCAAGACCGAGGAAGCUAGAAGAGCAGGAGAGGCGAGCCAAAGAGAAGGAGAGGCGAGCUGAAGAGGAGAAGAGGCGAGCUGAAGAGAGAGUCAACCGGAGAGUCAAUGUCCGGACGCUUGAGUUACUUGGCCCCACGGCUCGCGGAUUCUGCUAUGCCACCGGUGUGACCGCGACAAUCAUGCAUUCGAUGCUCACUCGUCACGGCAAACAAUCUCGAAAUCCGUCAUUUCGUCAACACGACCCCUCUCAAGGCGCGGAAUGA